Schizophyllum commune H4-8 is the source of this 3044-nucleotide messenger RNA. RefSeq lists its product as uncharacterized. The transcript is spliced from 2 exons. The record is from RefSeq and is a predicted model, not a curated record. Lineage: Eukaryota; Fungi; Basidiomycota; Agaricomycetes; Agaricales; Schizophyllaceae. The coding region runs from base 1 to 2883 and encodes 960 amino acids.
AUGUCUUUCUAUCUCUUCUUUCCACCGGGCGGCGACCUACCGCCCAUCGCCGUCUAUCACUUCGAGCACAACGACACGUGGAUCGCCAUUCGCGGGGACUACAACGCCCUUCUCAAGAGCCCGCGCUAUGAACGGUUCCAGAUUCCGUCCCUUCGUCAAGACCGCCUAGGACCUCAGUGGAUACUCCUCCCGUUCAUCUGGCGCCCUUACGCCGUCACCACGAUCAUCUCGGACAGGGACCCCGCCGCGCCAGUCCUGUGGAAGCCGGACGUGAAGGACUUGCUCUUCGAAAACGGAACCUGUCGCGUGAAGCCGGAGAUAGCGGAGAGGAUGCUGAAGUGCGCGAGGACGUUUGCGGAGAUCGGUGAGCGGCUGCGGACCAACACUCCCCUCCCCUUCUUCCUCAAGGAUGGAACGCGCAUCCGGCCCUCCAAUUUCGACUUCCAGCGCAUCCUAGAGGACGGACGGCCGGGCCAAAUCCUCGACCACGCACACGACUUCUGCAUAGCCGCCCUCGAUCAUAUCGCCUUCGUCGGCUGGUACACCCUCUCCUUCAAAGGCUACGAAGACGCUCUCAGUCCUCCCCAAUUGGAGGUGGUGAGGCUCUGCGAGUUCGAGAAGCGUCCCAAGAGAGGCUGCCUCCUCAACCUCCUGGUCGACUACACCCUCGCCAGCUUCGAACUGUGGAUUCAGCACCGAGUACCCAUCUACUACCUCUUCACCGAAGCAAUGUCCUACGUCGACCGUUUCGUGAGGGUGCGGCCGGACGUGAUCCUGGACUACCGAGAGCGGGCGGCUGCGGGCGCCUUGAGCGAGGAGCUGAUAGCGCACUACCGGGCCAACGAGCCCGCGGUCCUCAAAUACGACGAUUUCUUCCAAAUACGCCGCCCGUUGACGCAACCCGACUUAUUCGACACGCCAAUCCCUAUCUACGACCCCAAGACUCACUACUCGAUCCAAGUCUGCCAAGGAUACCGGCCGUAUGUCAUCCGCAAUCCCCCUCUCAUCAAACUCUUGCUACCCCGCUACGAAGCGGUCGCCCACAAUACGCAAUUUCCGAGAGUGGACAUAGCGCGAUGGGCGCCCAGGGCCAUCAACGGGGAGCCCCAAGAGAGCGACGUCUUCCUCAUGGACCGAGGUUUCAGCGACCCCACGACGACGGACGACCUCCUCGACGACCAUGCCUUCGACGUCAAUUCAGGCUGGAUCAACAACAACUACCUCCACCUGCGCGAGCUCUUCAAGCCCGCCUUCGCUCCCGGGCUGGGGGAAUCCUACGCGCUGGACGGCAGUCGACUUCUCUUUCCUGCUCAAGCAGACGACUGGCUCAGGGAGUACGAAAGGGAGCUGGUAGCGAGAGCGGUGCACGACGGGAAGCCUCGCCCACGGGAAUACCAGGACUACCAUGACUGGGAAGUCGGGUGGGGAGGAGAGAUCGACGGGCUCACGGAGCGGACGACGAAGGAGGGGAGUUCGAGCGUCACGGAGGAGGGAAGGGACACCGAGAUGGGCAACGCGAGCGACUCGGAAGAAGACAGGGACGAGGAGUACUCGACGGCGCCAGCGUCAACGCGCCCGCCUCUGGACCAGCGUAUCACCGACCCAGUCACAGGAGAGUCAGCCGCCACUUGGACCCGGCCCCUAUCGGAGCGUAUCUCUCCGCCAGAUCCUAGUGCGCGUCGUCGGGGCCGACGAGACCGCUGGGAGGAGGAGAGCGAGGACGGUUCCAGCACACCGCCUAGCAGCGUCGCCUCUUCCAACCGUGUGUGGCUGAACGCCAGAAGGAGCGCCUCGCCGACACGUAGCUCCCGGUUGGCCGACCCCGGGCGAGUCUCAAGCAAGCUCUAUUCUCCCGACAGCAAACGCUGGGAGGCACUACUGGAGGCGUUCAACCGACAGCUGGAAGAGCUUGGGCAAGUCAUGACCGCCCCGCGAGGUACCUAUGUUCGCGACGACGUGCGACGUCCCCGACUAGACUGGGAUCGGGACUUCGUGGAGAGGGGCCUCCUGCAAGUACACAGCUGGCAGGACCGAGUGUGUCUUGUUCUUUACGCCCUCUUCCAUCAUUCGCUGCGCACGCCUAUCCAUUUCCUCGACUUCGUUCUCGAGAAAGGCAUGAAGGUGACCUACCUCAUCCCAAGGGACCCCAUUCCCUCCAUGGCGCGAAUAGGCCCACAAGGCGCUCCCUCGGCCACCGUCUUCCCCCCGCUCUCCGGCUCUAACCCUACAGAGAUAUUCCAACUCUGGGAAGCGCUCCUCGACGGCCCGAUCUGGGCGAAGACGCAUUUCCCCGCUUUCUUGCAGGAGGGAGGGACCGUCAGCUACGUCGUCCGCCACUACGCCAGGAGGUAUCUAGACGUAGCCGGCGCGGGCGUCAGCGCCGAGACGCGCGUCUACGCGCGCAACAGCCAGCCGCUGCCCGCCAAGAAGUUUGGCAAUGGAUUCUUCGUGGUCAGCGAUCGCGCGGGGGAAACGGAGCUCGCGGUCAUCGGCGGGCGAGUCGCGAACCAGCGUGACGCGCUGAACCCGUACUAUGUCGUGCCGCCUACGGCCACCUUCGACUCGAAGGGAUGGGACAUCGGCAAUGGGGAGUGGUCGGCGGCGGAGGAGGAGUACUUGAACGAGGUCAUCCAGCGCUGGCGCACGGGGCGCGAGACGAUCCUUCGCACGCAGACUCAGUGGAACCGACACGCCAGCGACUGGGCGUACCAUUACAAGCAGCGUCGACCCCACGAGGCCCGCCAGACGGCGCCGCCUUCCGAGGGAGAAUGCGAGCAGUGGUGCGCGAAGCUGGAAGAGGCCUACGGCAUCUCUCUAGAGUUCCGCAGGAUCUCCGACCUCGGCAAGCCGCUGGCGAUCAAGAACCUGCGGCAGUUCCGCUGAGCGCGCGCGUCGCAGGCGAAGAGUGGGGGGCUUUGUGAGGAGGAUGGGAUGGACUGGCAUGGACUCUUCCCCCGCAACGCGGCUCGGACCCAGGGGGGCUCUUUUUCGUUUACUUACCUUUUACUUACCUUUACGACCUGCAUGACACUUACUACGUACUC